This is a messenger RNA of Calypte anna (Anna's hummingbird), 3999 nucleotides long. It is a transcript of the gene CAPN3, whose product is annotated as calpain 3. The record is from RefSeq and is a predicted model, not a curated record. Gene Ontology annotation, biological process: proteolysis; negative regulation of apoptotic process. Gene Ontology annotation, molecular function: calcium ion binding; calcium-dependent cysteine-type endopeptidase activity. Gene Ontology annotation, cellular component: cytoplasm. NCBI's taxonomy places the organism in Eukaryota, Metazoa, Chordata, Aves, Apodiformes, Trochilidae.
ACUCGUCCUCUGUGGACACUUACACAGGGCAGGCACACGCAUAUGCUGCAGAUACUACAGCUCAGGAACAGGAGUUAGCCAACAGAUUGUCUUGCUCCAUAUCAAGGAAUAAAACCUGGUUUCUUAUGACAAAAUACUGCCCUUUGAGAGGAUGCAGAGCCACGUGGGAUUUUAUUGCUUGAGAGUUUGACUGGGAGACUUUCGACGGGUAGAAACAAGCGGUUAACACAGCAACUUCCUCUUUUCUUGAAUUUCCUUCGAGUCUGCAAGAUCUUCCUUUCUUUCAGCCUCUGCUUCAAACCCAAUUCCCAUGCCGACCGCCAUAAACGCAGCGGUGGCUCAGCACACGGCUGCUGGGUCAGUCCCCUGCACUACUCUUGGCACCACAGCUGAAGGGGUAGGAGGGGGCACAGGGGGGAUUUAUUCUGCCAUUAUAAGUCGGAACCAGCCCAUUAUCAGAGUAAAGGAGAACACCUAUGAAGAGCUUCACAAGAAGUGCCUGGAGAAGAACAUCCUCUAUGAAGAUCCUGAUUUCCCACCAAACGAGUCCUCCCUCUUCUACAGUCAGAAAAUCCCCAUCAAGUUUGAAUGGAAAAGACCACGUGAAAUCUGUGAGAAUCCACGGUUUAUUAUUGGUGGAGCCAACAGAACAGAUAUCUGCCAAGGAGAAUUAGGUGACUGCUGGUUCCUGGCUGCCAUUGCUUGCCUGACACUGAAUAAAAAACUACUCUGCAGAGUCAUACCUCAUGACCAGUCCUUUAUACAAAACUAUGCUGGAAUAUUUCAUUUCCAGUUCUGGCGCUACGGAGACUGGGUGGAUGUUGUCAUCGAUGACUGCCUCCCCACAUACAACAACCAACUGGUCUUCACCAAGUCCUCCCAACGCAAUGAGUUCUGGAGUGCCCUCCUGGAAAAGGCCUAUGCAAAACUCCACGGAUCAUAUGAAGCUUUGAAGGGAGGCAAUACCACGGAAGCCAUGGAGGACUUCACUGGAGGAGUCACUGAGUUUUAUGAGAUAAAGGAUGCCCCAAAAGAUAUCUAUAAAAUCAUGAAACAUGCCAGUGACAGAGGAUCCCUCAUGGCCAGCUCCAUUGAAGAUAACUUAGGCUUUUCCUAUGGAUCAGCUCCUCGGAGCCACAUUGGGGAACUGAUUGCUCGAAUGGUGAAGAAUCUUGAAAAUGCACAAAUGUCUCAACCCACUGUGGACUACCAGGGGACAGAUGAGAGGCCAGCCUGGACCAUAGUGCCAAUGCAGUAUGAAACCCGAAUGUCUUGUGGGCUCGUCAAAGGCCAUGCCUACUCUGUCACAGCUGUGGAAGAGACAACGUUUAAAGGGAAAAAAAUACGCCUGGUAAGGCUGAGAAACCCCUGGGGGCAGGUGGAAUGGAAUGGGCCUUGGAGUGACAAGUCAGAGGAGUGGAACUUCAUGAGUGAAGAAGAGAAAAUCCGCCUGCAGCACAAGAUUGCAGAGGAUGGGGAGUUCUGGAUAUCAUUUGAAGAUUUCAUGAGGUACUUCACAAAGCUUGAGAUCUGUAACCUCACACCUGAUACUCUGGAAGCUGAUAAACUCAAGACUUGGACUGUGUCAGUCAACGAAGGGCGCUGGGUGAGAGGCUGCUCAGCUGGAGGUUGCCGGAAUUACCCAGACACGUUUUGGACAAAUCCCCAGUAUCGCUUGAAACUCCUGGAGGAAGAUGAUGAUCCUGAGGAUGAAGAGGUUAUCUGCAGCUUCCUCGUUGCACUGAUGCAGAAAAACAGGAGGAAAGAACGGAAGCUGGGAGCCAACCUGUACACCAUUGGCUUUGCCAUCUAUGAGGUGCCUGAAGAGAUGCAUGGUACUAAGCACCACUUGCAAAAGGAUUUUUUCCUCUACAAUGCUUCCAAAGCUAGAAGUAAGACCUAUAUAAACAUGAGAGAAAUCUCUGAGCGCUUCCGGUUGCCUCCCAGCGAGUACGUUAUCAUCCCAUCAACGUAUGAUCCACAUCAGGAGGGAGAAUUCAUCCUGAGGGUCUUCUCAGAGAAAAGAAGUCUUUCAGAGGAGGUUGAAAACAUGAUUGAGGCAGAGCGUCCACUGAAGAAAAAGGGCAAGCCUAUCAUCUUUGUUUCUGACAGAGCAAACAGCAAUAAGGAGCUGACAGCAGAUGAAGACACUGGCAAAGAUGGUGAAAAAAAAACUGCAGAUGAGAAAAAGCAUGCUUCAGCAAAAGCUCAAGAGAGAAGUGAAGAGGAAAAACAGUUCAGGAACAUUUUCCGACAAAUUGCAGGGGAUGACAUGGAGAUCAAUGCUGAAGAACUCAGGAAUGUUCUCAAUAACGUCGUAAAAAAACAUAAGGACCUAAAGACAGAAGGAUUUGAACUGGAAUCCUGCCGCAGCAUGAUUGCUUUGAUGGAUACAGAUGGCUCAGGGAAGAUAAACUUUGAUGAGUUUCGACACCUCUGGGACAAGAUUAAAAGCUGGCAGAAAAUUUUCAAGCGUUAUGACACAGAUCAUUCGGGAACCAUUAACAGCUACGAGAUGAGGAAUGCAGUCAAUGAUGCAGGGUUUCGGUUGAACAAUCAGCUCUACGACAUCAUCACCAUGCGCUACGCCGACAAGAACAUGAACAUUGACUUCGACAGCUUCAUCUGCUGCUUCGUGAGGCUGGACGCCAUGUUCAGAGCAUUCCGUGCCUUUGAUAAAGAUGGAGAUGGCAUCAUUAAGCUCAAUGUCCUGGAGUGGCUGCAGCUCACAAUGUAUGCAUAACACCGGAACCAGUGGCCACCUUUGGCAAGAACAGACUCAGGACUCUGUUUUGAGUGAUUUGCUCCAUUCACCCCCAAAUGCAAACAAGCAUUUCCCAAUUAUGUGCUUUGCUUCUCAAGAUAAACAGCACACUGGAAGAAGCCCUUGGAGAAAGAAUCAACCAUACCCCAGUAGGCAGACUAUGCAGAUAUUCUGUAACUAGUUUUAUAACUUCCUGACUUUUUCAUUUUGGGCUACGAGGAUUAAUUUAUUGAUGACUGAAUAAGCUUUUUCUGCAUGGUAAAGACAUGGACUGUGUCUCAUUAUUCUGCUCAUGCUGACACCUGGAAAAGUCUUCCCUCAAAUCAGGCAAAACUGGGAUUGUAGCUGAACUGUGAAAGUCAGAGGUGUUUACUACCACCUUGUAAUUAGUCAUUAACUCUUUGUCCUGCUUUUGAUACUAUCAUUUCAGCCUCCUCGUAAUGUUUACUGAAUAUUUCACACAAGAUUGUCCUCAAUUACAUUAAAAUUAUGCAUCCCAAUCCCAUUGCUACAGAUGUGGCUGUGCAGGUUGGUUCUAUGCUAGAAACAUGGAAGUAAGGCACAACAGACUGCAGUAAUACCUAGGUACAGCUUGGGCUAGUGCCUCAACAGAACUAUCAGAAGGAGUGAUUUGUUCCCAUUUUUAGUAUCCCCAUAGUACCUUAAGUAUACACUGGAUAUUUAUUUUUUUUAUUGUAACUGCAUUCUCUGUAACACUACGAAAGUUGCUUCCCAUUUCAGAGAGAAAACCUUCUACACAUACAAAGUCAUCUAUCUACACACACUCUUCCUUCCCCUCCUCCAGGCCCCAUUUCCUAACAGUAUUGUAUAUUUCUUUAUUGUAAGAGGUGACCUGGAGCAAAAGCAGACACUAUAUUAGUCCAUUCACUUUGGGAAGAUUAUUAAAAUGUUAAAAUACAAUUAGUUUAAUUGAACCAAAAAUGAAAUCAACAGGAUUUUGGCCUAAACUUUAGGGUUGAUUUUUGUUUUUAUUUUGAAAUAACAAAAGAUGAUAAAACAUUGAGUAUUCUUCCAGCAUUCUCCUGAAUAUACAGGAGCUUUUGCAAUUUUAUGGCAAGUGUGAAAGCAUCCUAAUAUCUCAAACACUUUAUAAAAAUCCAGCAUUUGAGCUUGAGAGGUUCCACCAUUACCAGUUUUGAUGAUGACAGGCUUUCAGAACUGGUCAAUCUUAAGUCAGUAUAAAAAUAGAAGGGAAAAUAAAAGGUGUGAAAAGA